Cynara cardunculus var. scolymus (artichoke) is the source of this 1932-nucleotide messenger RNA. RefSeq names its product alpha-dioxygenase 1-like. Gene Ontology annotation, biological process: response to oxidative stress. Gene Ontology annotation, molecular function: oxidoreductase activity, acting on single donors with incorporation of molecular oxygen, incorporation of two atoms of oxygen; peroxidase activity; heme binding. The coding region runs from base 1 to 1932 and encodes 643 amino acids. Lineage: Eukaryota; Viridiplantae; Streptophyta; Magnoliopsida; Asterales; Asteraceae. The transcript is spliced from 10 exons. The record is from RefSeq and is a predicted model, not a curated record.
AUGAUUCCAUUUCUGUCUUCUGCAAAAGCUCUUCUUCUUUCACCCAUCAAACAUUUCAUCCAUGCUGACUUCCAUGAAAUCUUUCAAAGAAUGGCAUUCUUCGACAUGCUUCUCUUCUUGAUCAUGCAUGGUGUUGAUAGAUCACCGAUUAAGUGGCAUGGUUUGCCGGUAUUCUUGGGGUUGACCUACCUAGCUAUACGCCGGCAUCUUCAUAACAAGUACAGUUUGAUUAAAGUUGGCAAAAUUCCGGUGGGUGUUCGGUUUGAUCCUGCUGACUUUCCGUUUAGGACACCAGACGGAAAGUUUAAUGAUCCUUUUAAUAAAUAUGCCGGCAGUAAAGGAAGUUUCUUUGGCCGGAAUAUCCACCCAGCUGAUUGGAGAAAAAAGUUAUUGCAGCCAAAUCCUAUGGUCGUGGCAACAAAGCUUUUGGCACGUAGGCAAUUUAUAGACACUGGAAAACAGUUGAAUGUCAUUGCUGUUGCGUGGAUUCAGUUCAUGAUUCAUGAUUGGAUGGAUCACCUUGAAUCAACACAACAGAUCGAGAUGAAGAGACCUACAGGAUUGGGCAAUCAGUGCCCUCUCAAAUCCUUCAAAUUUUACAAAACUAAAAAAGUUAGUACUGGUUUAUUUAACAUCAAAAAAGGCCAUCGCAACAUUAGAACUUCAUGGUGGGAUGGAAGCGCGAUAUAUGGAAGCAACUCCUUUAGUUUGAACCAUGUGAGAACAUUCAAAGACGGGAAGCUCAAGAUCGCAAAAAAUGGACUCCUUCGUCAUGACGAGAAAGGGUUUCCCAUAGCAGGUGACAUCCGUAACAGCUGGAUAGGUGUAUCAACCUUGCAAGCCCUCUUCAUCCUCGAGCACAAUGCCAUUUGUGAAACCUUGAAGAAAGAAUAUAAUGAGUUGAACGAUGAAGAUCUGUACCACCACGCAAGACUAGUAACUUCGGCGGUCAUUGCUAAGAUCCACACUAUAGAUUGGACCGUUGAGCUUCUUAAAACCGAUACCCUUCAUGCCGGAAUGAGAGCUAACUGGUAUGGACUAUUUGGGAAAAGAUUCAAAGACACAUAUGGGCAUGUUGGAGGACCCUUUUGGGGAGGUCUUAUAGGGUUAAAAAAAUCCAAUAAUCAUGGGGUACCCUACUCAUUAACUGAAGAAUUUGUGAGUGUUUAUAGAAUGCAUUCUCUCUUACCUGAUCAACUCUUCGUCAGGGACAUCAAGUCUGCACCGGGUUUUAAUAAAUCUCCAAAAUUGAGCCAAAAGGUUGACUUAGUAAAUUUGAUCGGAAAGAAAGGAGAGAAUGAAUUAUCAGAAUUUGGAUUUACAACACAAAUGGUAUCAAUGGGACAUCAGGCAUGUGGGGCACUUGAGCUAUGGAAUUAUCCGUUGUGGCUUAGGGACGUUAUUCCUCAAAACGUCGACGGCACUGAUCGUUCCAGUCCUGUUGACUUGGCAUCGCUGGAGAUUUAUAGGGACAGGGAGAGAAAUAUACCAAGAUAUAAUGAGUUUCGUCGAUUGCUUUUUCUGAUACCAAUCUCUAAGUGGAACGAUCUAACAGACAAUAAAGAAGCCAUUGACACGUUGCAUGAAGUUUAUGGCGACAACGUGGAGCAACUUGAUUUAUUGGUAGGAAUGGCAGCUGAAAAGAAGAUAAAAGGGUUUGCCAUCAGCGAGACAGCUUUUGUCAUUUUUCUCAUCAUGGCGUCGAGGAGACUUGAAGCAGAUAGAUUUUUCACAAGUGAUUUUAAUGAGAUCGUGUACACAGAGAAAGGGCUUGAAUGGGUGAAUACAACAGAGAGUUUGAAAGACGUAAUAGAUCGACAUUAUCCUGAAAUAACCAAUAAAUGGAUGAACUCAACGAGCGCUUUUACAGUGUGGGAUGCUACCCCAGAGCCAUAUAAUCCCAUACCAAUUUAUCUUCGUAUCCCGCACUAA